AUGGCACAGAAAGCAGCAAAGACGCUGGCAGCUCGAAAUACCUCUCUACUGCUGCGGACACACAUUACGACGGCCUCACUUCAUGCUAUCCUGCUGCUGCUGCACUUCGUCUUCGGUCGUCCGGCGUCUCUGACAAAGUACGCCCUGCUGACGGCUCCUACGCUGGUGAUCGAGUUCUACUUUGAACGGCUGGGACGGCCGCGCUACGAUGCGGCCAACGGCUCGCUGAGGUCGCCGGGAGAAGACCUGGAUGCGCCUGGCUUGACGGAGUACUGCUGGGAUGUGCUCUACUGGACCUGGGGGUGUAUGGGCGCGGCGUGCAUAUUCGGAGACUACGGAUGGUGGUUGUGGGUGGUUGUGCCGCUGUAUUCGAUCUGGCUGGCCUACACGACGUUUAUGGGCGUCAAGUCGGGUCUGCCUGGCGCCGGGAUGGAUGUGGACGAAGGUGCCGGACAGGCUGAGAGCAAGAGGCAGAAGAAACUGGAGAAGAGAGGCCAGAAAGUGAAGUACAGAUAG
Molecule: messenger RNA, 516 nt
Organism: Microsporum canis CBS 113480
Lineage: Eukaryota; Fungi; Ascomycota; Eurotiomycetes; Onygenales; Arthrodermataceae
Product: DUF788 domain-containing protein
Exons: 2
Coding region: 1-516 (171 amino acids)
Biological process (GO): vacuolar protein processing
Cellular component (GO): intracellular membrane-bounded organelle
Source: RefSeq, a predicted model, not a curated record